AUGAGCGACGAGAGGAGGAGGAAGAAGCUGCUUGCUAGUCUCCUGUGCUGCCUGCUGGUGGAUGCAAGUGAAGGUGCCCACGGCUGUCCAGCUGGUACAUAUGCAGAUACGAAGGGAUCCACGUUGUGCAAAUCCUGUUCACCUGGCACUUAUGCAGACAUCAAGGGAUCCACGUACUGCAAAGAUUGUCCAACUGGCACUUACACUGAUAAACAGGGAUCCUCAACUUGCAAGAACUGUUCGGCACAAACGUUCCAGACCUCUACAUCAGCAACGUUUUGUCGGAGCUGCCCAGAAGGAAAGUACUCGGGUGUUGCGGCAACAACUUGCACGACGUGCAGGGAAGGAUACAUGAUCAAUGCCAGUGGAUCUUGCCUAGCCUGCCUUCCUGGCACAUUCCUCAACUCGAGUCAAGGGGUCUGUCAGAAUUGCCCUAGCGGGACGUACUCCAGGACGGAGGCUGCGACUUCUUGCUUCUCCUGUCCCUCGGGCUACUUCGCUCCUCCCAAUGGAACCUCCUCGGUGUCGUGCAGGCGCUGCUUCCCCGGCAUGCUGUAUGCUGAGCCUGAAUCGGAUUCGUGCCUGUGGGUGCCGCUAGGUUCCUUGACCGUCGUCAUUGUGGGGGCGACGUCAGCGC
Guillardia theta CCMP2712 is the source of this 637-nucleotide messenger RNA. RefSeq lists its product as hypothetical. The annotation marks the transcript as partial. The transcript has 2 exons. Lineage: Eukaryota; Cryptophyceae; Pyrenomonadales; Geminigeraceae. The record is from RefSeq and is a predicted model, not a curated record.